Pelobates fuscus (common spadefoot toad) is the source of this 3164-nucleotide messenger RNA. RefSeq names its product glutamic acid-rich protein-like. The record is from RefSeq and is a predicted model, not a curated record. The coding region runs from base 188 to 2899 and encodes 903 amino acids. The transcript has 10 exons. NCBI's taxonomy places the organism in Eukaryota, Metazoa, Chordata, Amphibia, Anura, Pelobatidae.
GUUUUUGAAGAAGAGAAGAAGAAAAAUCUAUUUCUUUUAGUAAAAGUAGAGGGAGUGGGUACAUGGAUAGAAGACCUGUCACCCCCCUGAUACUCAUACAGCUCAGAAAGCAAUACACACAACUGGAAACAAAGAGACAGAGGCUGAUUAGGACCUUUACAACAAGAAAUUGCAGAAAUUCAGUGGCAUGGAUCUCUUGUCUCGUUUUGAGACACCUCACAACUCCUACACCUGUAACGAAGACCACAAGGACACUAGACAGUUUAAGGAUAUCUCUUUAAGAAGUUGUGAUGAUAUUCAUAUGUGCCCUCUGUUGGCAACAUCAUCAACUUGCUCUUGGCAUAAACACUUUUAUCGACCUUGCAGUGACUGUCACCAAGCACUUAUAGGACUUAAAGAUAACUCUCCUCAUACUGCAGUACCCAAUGGUUGGUGUAUUAUGUAUCCUUUAUUAAAUGGACAAUGCGAUGGCCAAGUUCGAAAUGAAUCGAACAUUCCAGGUUCAUCACUGGAAGCCCCAUCACAAAAAUCAAAACAUAUAAGAGAAGAUUCAGCAUUUAAUGGAUAUGUCCCUAUAAUCCAUAACCCAAAGAGCACUGCCAUUGAAUACGUUCCUGUAUUCCUGAAUAGUAGUCACCACAAAUCUGAAGAUGAUGGACAUCACAACGAUGUAAACACUGAAGACAGACAUAGUUCUCAAACUGUCACUAGAGAGCAUGAUCACUCCAGGUGCAGUGAAAACCUAAACCGAUUUUGGACUAAAGGCAAUACUACGAUCUCACAAGAACGAAUUUUAACAAAAGAGGUUGGUAACCAACAAUGCAUAGAGCACAAAGCUGAAGAAAGGCAUUCAGAGAAAAGUUCAGCUGAAAAUAAUUCACGUACCAAGGGCUAUCCACAAUCAUGCACCUUAACCUCCAUGUCAUACGGUAUCUCAGGGCAUCUACCAGAGCUUCUUCCUGAAACAAAUAAGAAGAACACAUCUAGCAUUCCGGUAACAAAGAUGGGGAGAACCCAGUCAUACUACACAAGAGAAAACAGCUGUUUGACACCAGACUCAAAACACGCAAAUGCAUGUCCAAAAGAUAACCUAACCCAAGCAUUGACUCAUAACACAUCUUCUAAUGCAGAAGAGGUAAAAUUAAUGCCUGAAAGUGUUGCUGAUUGUGAAGGGCAAGGGAUGACUUGUUCAUCUUCAUUGAGAAUGGAGAACAGAAUAAAUAUCCAGAUGGGUGAAAAGAUACUAUCUGAGAAUAAAAGUACUCAGGCAGAGGUAACAAAAAAUAGCGUGUCAACAGCACCAUCAAUGAAAUAUACUGAGAAAUGUAAAAACUGCCACGAAGAGGAGGGCAAAAGCAAUGAGGAACAGAGAAAUGUUAGGGAUCGAGAAGCUAAUGUAUCUGGUAGUACAUGUACUAAAUCUGUUCAAAUUGCGCCUAUAAUAUUAGACAACAGCAUUUUUGAUGAAGAUCUCCUCGAUACUAGUGAGACAAGUACUGAAUCCAACAGUUCUGGUACAGAAAAACAUGUAGUCCGUGAUCUUAAUUUUAAAGGAUUUGGAGUGAAUAUUAAAAGUGAACAAAAGCAAUAUAUCGUGAGCAAAGACUUGCCAUAUGCAGGAACAAAGAAUAUAAAUGACAAAAAAAGAAAGGAAGAAGAGAAAGGCAUUAUAGUAAUGGGAAGAAUAUGGAAUGAAAAUACAUUAAGUGAGGAGAGCAAAAGUGAAGAAGAGGAGGAUGUAAUUAUAAAUGGAUUAUGGAAAGAGCGUCAUAUGCAGACAGAUAUUAAACCAACAGAAAAAAAAUGUAUCAACAAAAAUGAAAUAAAAGUACAGGACAGUGAACCAGAUAGCAUAAAAGAGAUGUAUGGGGAUGAAACAAACAGUGAAGAUGAAGAGGAGGAGGAGAUGGGAGAGGACAAAGAUGGGGUAGGAAAGGAAGGUUUAGAUGAUGAAGUGGGAAGUAAAAUGUUAAUAAGAAAAGUUGGAAAUGACAAAUGCCCAAUCAAGAGAGAAGAGAUAAAGACCAUGCAAACACAUGAAGAAGAAGGAGAAAUAUCUGGGGAGGACGCGCUAGCAAGCAGAGAAGAAGAAAGCCUGUUAAUACCAUUAACUAGAAGGAGUCACAGAGCAAAUAAAGGGGAGAAGAAAAAUAAUAGUCAGAAAGGAUAUAUAACUGUGAGUGAUAAGGAAAUAAGCAAAUGUAAAAAGGAAAACUCACAAGACUGCCAGAAUGAAGAAGACAAUGACACAAUUAUGGGUGAAGCGGAAGAGGAUGGAGAUGAGGAGCAGGCAGAAAUGUCAGAAGAAAAUGAAUCUGUAUCUUUACAUCAAGAAUCAGAGGAUGAGCCAGAAGAUUCUGAGGAAGAGAACACUGAUUUCUGGGGGAGCAAGGAUGAUUUAUCCAUUUCUCAAUGUGAAGGGGAACAUGUAGAUAUGUCAAGCCAACCUGAGAUUGAAUGUUCUGAGACAGAUGACAAAGAGGACUCAUGUAUGAGCAAUGAAGAGGCUGCUCAUCUUCAGAAGUCAGCUUUGGUUGCAGUUACCUCUCAGGAAGUUCUUCCACAAGAUGAGCCUGCAGAUAUGGAAAAUAAAAGGCCUGUAUGGUUGUGCUGCCUGUCAUCAUGCCCACUGCCUGAAAUUUUUAACAAAAGGAUGGAGAAACGAUGCAGUGAAGAUUGUGCUAUGAGUGGACUUCAGAUGAGUCCAUUAGAAUGUAGCUCUUUAUUACCCACUCAAGAAUUUCUUCCUGCUCCCUCUCCCAGCAAUACAGAUGAAGAACAGGAUCCUGAAACACAUUGUGAAGACUCAAGUGAAGAGGCAUGUGAAAGCGACAAUAAAUCUAAAAACCAUACAUGGUCAGACUCCGAUGAUGACAUCCAUUCAUUUUUUGACAAAUAAUCACUCUUAAGAAGAAACAGUUUUAGAGAAUGAUAAGUGUUCUAGCAAUGUGAUAUUCUAACGAUUAAAAAGGAAUAUAUAGGAGAUAAGUUAAGAUUACUGGAAAUGGUUAUGUGAAGAGGGAGUAUUUGUUUGAUUUGAUUUCACUGAACCAAAUUAAUACUUAAAUGAAAGUGUGCAGAAUGGAAAUUAAGGAUUUGCAUAGUGUUCAAAUUCAACAAGUGAAAAAUUUGCUGUUCAUCAAUAAAUAUUUUUGACAUUUGCA